Messenger RNA from Lycium barbarum (goji berry), 2896 nucleotides. RefSeq names its product pentatricopeptide repeat-containing protein At4g39530-like. Gene Ontology annotation, biological process: RNA modification. The record is from RefSeq and is a predicted model, not a curated record. Gene Ontology annotation, molecular function: RNA binding; protein binding. NCBI's taxonomy places the organism in Eukaryota, Viridiplantae, Streptophyta, Magnoliopsida, Solanales, Solanaceae.
CUCAACAUCCCAAUACAAAAAAAUCCAUGCCCAAGUAAUUAUUUCCGGGUUUGAAAGCAAUAAUUUCCUUAACAACAUCCUCAUUCAAUCCUAUUCGAUUGCGGGUUGUUUGGACUAUGCACGUAAGGUGUUCGAUAAAAUGCCUAAAAGGGAUAUGAUUUCUUGGUCUUCAAUUAUUACUAUGUAUACCCAACAUGGGUUUUAUGAAGAAGCCUUGUUGGUUUUUGGUGAGUUGAGAAGUAGUUAUAAGCUAUGUUGCUCGGACUCUCCAAAAAUACUGGCGCAGCACCCGUGUCGGAUCCUCCAAGAAUGCGCUAAUUUUGGAGAAACCGACACCCACCCGUCGACAUUUUUAAAGAGUCCGAGCAACAUAGAUUAUAAGGAGGAGGAGGGCACUAAUUUUGGAGGAUUCGACACGCACCCAUCAGCAUUUUUGAAGAUUCCGAGCAACAUAGGUUAUAAGGAGGAUGAGGGCACUAAUUUUGGAGGAUCUGACACGCACCCGUCGACGUUUUUAAAGAGUCCGAGCAACAUAGGUCAUAAGGAGGGGGAGGAGGCCACUAAUUUUGGAGGAUCCGACACGCAUCCGUCGACAUUUUUAAAGAGUCUGAGCAACAUAGGUUAUAAGGAGGAGGAGGGCCCGAAUGAGUUUGUUUUGGCUAGUGUUGUUAGUUGUUGUGGAAGGUUAGGUAGUAUUGUGAAAGGUGCUCAGUUGCAUUGUUUUGUGGUUAAAGCUGGUUUUGAUCAAUUCGUGUAUGUGGGAACGUCGUUAAUCGAGUUUUACUCGAAGGGCGGAGAUGUAGGUGCAGCAAGAUUGAUUUUUGAUGAUUUGUUGGUGAAGAGUACGGCUACUUGGACCGCGAUUAUUGCAGCGUGUGUGAAUGCGGGGAAGAGUGAAAUUUCGUUGAAGUUAUUGAGAAAUAUGUUGGAGACUGAUGUUGUUCCUGAUAACUAUGUGGUUUCGAGUAUUUUGGGUGCAUGUUCGUCGAUCGAGUAUCUUGAAGGAGGAAAGGAAAUUCACGGUUAUGUGAUUAGACGGGGCGCGGAAAUGGAUGUUACUGUGAGUAAUGUUCUUAUUGAUUUCUAUAUGAAGUGUGGUGGUAAGGUUAAGACUGCAAGGACGGUCUUUGAUCAAAUUGUAGUUAAAAACACUAUUUCUUGGACAACGAUGAUCUCUGGGUACGUGCAGAAUUCUUUUGAUUGGGAAGCCAUAAGCAUGUUUAGAGACAUGAACAGUUUGGGCUGGAAGCUAGAUGGAUUUGCUUGCAGUAGUGUACUUAUUUCUUGUGGCACGCUUGAAGCUUUAGAUCUGGGAAGACAAGUGUAUGCUUAUACCAUGAAAGCUAAUGUUGAUUCUGAUGGCUUUGUGAAGAAUAGCUUGAUCGAUAUGUACGCGAAAUGUGAUUCAUUUGGUGAUGCAAGGAACGUUUUUGACCUUAUGGUUAAUCGUGAUGUAAUCUCUUACAAUGCUAUUAUUGAGGGUUGUUUAACGCAGGAUAGGCUUUAUGAAGCUUUUGAUCUAUUUGCUGAAAUGAGAGAUAAUCUGAUUCGUCCAAGCCUUUUGACUUUUGUUAGCCUGCUUGGUGCGUCGGCUUCACUGUUUUCCUUGGAGUUAAGUAAGCAACUUCACGGACUUACGAUAAAAUUUGGUUUUUCUGCUUACAUGUUUGUUUGUAGCAUCCUAAUAGAUGUUUACUCGAAAUGUUCAUCUAUUAAAGAUGCAAGGCAAGUAUUCAUUGAAAUAAAUGAUAAGGAUAUUGUUGUAUGGAAUUCUAUGUUGUUUGGAUAUAUACAGGAGUGUGAAAAUGAAGAGGCUCUAAAGCUCUUCCUAGAAUUGCAACAUUGUUUGCAAAGGCCAAAUUAUUUGACUUUUGUUGCUGUAAUUGCUGCAUCUAGUAACCUAGUAAGUCUCCUGCAUGGUCUCCAGUUUCAUAAUCAGAUUGUAAAACUCGGCCUAGAUUUCGAUCCGCGUGUUACAAAUGCACUUGUUGAUAUGUACUCCAAGUGUGGAAGCUUGAAAGAAGCACGGAGGACGUUUAGUUCCGCUCUACAGAGAGAUAUCGCAUGUUGGAAUUCGAUGAUAUCCACUUAUGCACAGCAUGGAGAAGCAAAGAAAGCUCUUAAUUUAUUUGAGAAAAUGAUAAAUGAUGGACUUAAACCCAAUAAUGUCACUUUUGUUGGAGUGCUUUCAGCAUGUAGCCAUGUUGGGCUUGUCAAAGAAGGAUUUCAUCACUUCUAUUCCAUGUCCAGUUAUGGUAUUGAACCAGAAACAGAGCAUUAUGUUUGCAUGGUUUCUCUUUUAGGCCGAGCUGGGAAACUGAUCGAAGCAAUGCAAUUCAUUGAAAAAAUGCCAAUUCCACCAGCCGCCAUUGUGUGGAGGACUUUGCUUAGCGCGUGUAGAGAAACUGGUCAUAUAGACCUAGGUAGAUAUGCAGCAUCGAUGGCAAUAUCUGUUGAUCCAAAAGAUAGUGGAUCAUAUGUCCUACUUUCAAAUAUUUAUGCAUCUAAAGGCAUGUGGAUCAAUGUCAAAAAUUUAAGAGAUAAAAUGGAUAGCAAUGGUGUGGUGAAAGAAACAGGGUGUAGUUGGAUAGAAAUAAAUAAUGAGGUGCAUUUGUUUAUUGCAAGAGACCGAAAUCAUCACCAAGCUGAUUUGAUAUAUUCGUUUAUGGAACUUCUGAUUCGGCAUAUGAAAGGGAUCGGAUAUGUUCCCGACCAUACUACUUUCGCAAAUGAGUAACAUCUCUAUGUCGUAUUUGCCGUGGUGAGGAACAAAACUCAAACUAUGGUUGGGGAUUACCCACCUGUGCUUUGCUGAUGAUCUCCUUCUGUUUACAAGGGGAGAUAUAGGGUCUGUCCAACUGCUGAGAGAUAUGUUUGCUAUGUUUUCUGAGGCUUC